Quercus lobata is the source of this 976-nucleotide messenger RNA. RefSeq names its product DEAD-box ATP-dependent RNA helicase 56-like. Lineage: Eukaryota; Viridiplantae; Streptophyta; Magnoliopsida; Fagales; Fagaceae. The record is from RefSeq and is a predicted model, not a curated record. The coding region runs from base 319 to 693 and encodes 124 amino acids. The transcript is spliced from 4 exons.
CAUUUUUGAAUUUCACUUAAGACUCUUUCUCCUCUCUCUCAAUACCUCCGAGCUCUAUCCGUCACUCUCCACUCUCUCAACCCCGACUGCGCCUCCACCACUCUCUCAACAUUCACGCUUGCUCUCUGCCUCUCCGUCAACCCCGUCUUCACCGCUUCCCGCAUACCCACAUCAGACCCAUGAGCAAAAACAAAGAAAAAAUGGCGGCUCACCAUCAGAGAUCCUGACCCCCAAACACGCACACCCUUUUUAGACCCAGAUCAGAGAAAGUAAGGGUUGGGGUUUGGGGAGAAUCGGGUUAGGGUUUGAUGCUUUUUCAUGUUAGAUCUAUGUAGGGAUAUGAGAUUGAGAGAGAAAGAAAGAGAGUUUGGUCGAAGGAGACAAGAAGCCACCAUCGGAGGUGGUGGUUGUGAUGAAAAUUAUCCUUGCCGAUUUGGGCGGGCUUGUUUCAGAGAGAGACCACCACUCGACAUGAGGAGAGAUGUGCAGGUGAUCUUCAAGAUGACUCCUCAUGACAAGCAAGCUAUGAUGUUUUCAGCAACUCUCAGUAAAGAGAUCCGCCCUGUUUGCAAACAAUUUAUGCAAGAGCCAAUGGAAAUUUAUGUUGAUGAUGAGACCAAGUUGACUCUUCACGGUCUUGUACAGGCACUACAUUUUAUUGGACGAGGCAGAGAAAAACCGCAAAUUGAAUGACCUUCUUGAUGCAUUGGACUUCAAUCAGGUUGUCAUUUUUGUCAAGAGUGUGACCAGAGCUGCUGAGCUGAACAAGUUACUUACGAGUGGGACCAGAGCUGCUGAGUUGAACAAGUUACUUUGUUCAUGAUUUUUACUUUUAUUUUUCAUAUUUUUAUUGUAUGGGGAAAACACUUAGAUGGCUGAGUUUUUUGCUUUGUCAAGUUAAGAUUAACAGACAAAAUCGUGUAAUAUUUUCCACACAAAGGUGAUAUAAAUAUGUAUUUUACUUUCUAUUUGUUCC